Messenger RNA from Piliocolobus tephrosceles (Ugandan red Colobus), 4741 nucleotides. RefSeq names its product dihydropyrimidine dehydrogenase (gene DPYD). Gene Ontology annotation, cellular component: cytosol; cytoplasm. Lineage: Eukaryota; Metazoa; Chordata; Mammalia; Primates; Cercopithecidae. Gene Ontology annotation, molecular function: dihydropyrimidine dehydrogenase (NADP+) activity; iron-sulfur cluster binding; NADP binding. Bases 132 to 3098 code for a protein of 988 amino acids. Gene Ontology annotation, biological process: uracil catabolic process; thymine catabolic process. The transcript has 22 exons. The record is from RefSeq and is a predicted model, not a curated record.
CCCCCGCGCCGCCGGCCCUAGUCUGCCUGUUUUCCACUCGCGCUCCGGCUGUUGUCACUUGGCUCUCUGGCUGGAGCUUGAGGACGCAAGGAGGGUCUGUCACUGGCAGACUCGAGACUGUAGGCACUGCCAUGGCCCCUGUGCUCAGUAAGGACUCGGCGGACAUCGAGAGCAUCCUGGCUUUAAAUCCUCGAACACAAACUCAUGCAACUCUGCGUUCCACUUCGGCCAAGAAAUUAGACAAGAAACAUUGGAAAAGAAAUCCUGAUAAGAACUGCUUUAAUUGUGAGAAGCUAGAGAAUAAUUUUGAUGACAUCAAGCACACGACUCUUGGUGAGCGAGGAGCUCUCCGAGAAGCAAUGAGAUGCCUGAAAUGUGCAGAUGCCCCCUGUCAGAAGAGCUGUCCAACUAAUCUUGAUAUUAAAUCAUUCAUCACAAGUAUUGCAAACAAGAACUAUUAUGGAGCUGCUAAGAUGAUUUUUUCUGACAACCCACUUGGUCUGACUUGUGGAAUGGUAUGUCCAACCUCUGAUCUUUGUGUAGGUGGAUGCAAUUUAUACGCCACUGAAGAGGGACCCAUUAAUAUUGGUGGAUUGCAGCAAUUUGCUACUGAGGUAUUCAAAGCAAUGAGUAUCCCACAGAUCAGAAAUCCGUCCCUGCCUCCCCCAGAAAAAAUGUCUGAAGCCUAUUCUGCAAAGAUUGCUCUUUUUGGUGCUGGGCCUGCAAGUAUAAGUUGUGCUUCCUUUUUGGCUCGAUUGGGAUACUCUGACAUCACUAUAUUUGAAAAACAAGAAUAUGUUGGUGGUUUAAGUACUUCUGAAAUCCCUCAGUUCCGGCUGCCAUAUGAUGUAGUGAAUUUUGAGAUUGAGCUAAUGAAGGACCUUGGUGUAAAGGUAAUUUGUGGUAAAAGCCUUUCAGUGAAUGAAAUGACUCUUAGCACUUUGAAAGAAAAAGGCUACAAAGCUGCUUUCAUUGGAAUAGGUUUGCCAGAACCCAAUAAAGAUACCAUCUUCCAAGGCCUGACGCGGGACCAGGGGUUUUACACAUCCAAAGACUUUUUGCCACUUGUAGCCAAAGGCAGUAAAGCAGGAAUGUGCGCUUGUCACUCUCCAUUGCCAUCGAUACGGGGAGUCGUGAUUGUACUUGGAGCUGGAGACACUGCCUUUGACUGUGCAACAUCCGCUCUACGUUGUGGAGCUCGUCGUGUGUUCGUCGUCUUCAGAAAAGGCUUUGUUAAUAUAAGAGCUGUCCCUGAGGAGAUGGAACUUGCUAAGGAAGAAAAGUGUGAAUUUCUGCCAUUCCUGUCCCCACGGAAGGUUAUAGUAAAAGGUGGGAGAAUUACUGCUAUGCAAUUUGUUCGGACAGAGCAAGAUGAAACUGGAAAAUGGAACGAAGAUGAAGAUCAGAUGGUCCAUCUGAAAGCCGAUGUGGUCAUCAGUGCCUUUGGUUCAGUUCUGAGUGAUCCUAAAGUAAAAGAAGCCUUGAGCCCUAUAAAAUUUAACAGAUGGGGUCUCCCAGAAGUAGAUCCAGAAACUAUGCAAACUAGUGAACCAUGGGUAUUUGCAGGUGGCGAUGUCGUUGGUUUGGCUAACACUACAGUGGAAUCAGUGAAUGAUGGAAAACAAGCUUCUUGGUACAUUCACAAAUAUAUACAGUCACAAUAUGGAGCUUCCAUUUCUGCCAAGCCUGAACUACCCCUCUUUUACACUCCUAUUGAUCUGGUGGACAUUAGUGUAGAAAUGGCCGGAUUGAAAUUUAUAAAUCCUUUUGGUCUUGCUAGUGCAACUCCAGCAACCAGCACAUCAAUGAUUCGAAGAGCUUUUGAAGCUGGAUGGGGUUUUGCCCUGACCAAAACUUUCUCUCUUGAUAAGGACAUUGUGACAAAUGUUUCCCCCAGAAUCAUCCGGGGAACCACCUCUGGCCCCAUGUAUGGCCCUGGACAAAGCUCCUUUCUGAAUAUUGAGCUCAUCAGUGAGAAAACGGCUGCAUAUUGGUGUCAAAGUGUCACUGAACUAAAGGCUGACUUUCCAGACAACAUUGUGAUUGCUAGCAUCAUGUGCAGUUACAAUAAAAAUGACUGGAUGGAACUUGCCAAAAAGUCUGAGGAUUCUGGAGCAGAUGCCCUGGAGUUAAAUUUAUCGUGUCCACAUGGCAUGGGAGAAAGAGGAAUGGGCUUGGCCUGUGGGCAGGAUCCAGAGCUGGUGCGUAACAUCUGCCGCUGGGUUAGGCAAGCUGUUCAGAUUCCUUUUUUUGCCAAGCUGACCCCAAAUGUCACUGAUAUUGUGAGCAUCGCAAGAGCUGCAAAGGAAGGUGGUGCCGAUGGCGUUACAGCCACCAACACUGUCUCAGGUCUGAUGGGAUUAAAAUCUGAUGGCACACCUUGGCCAGCAGUGGGGAUUGCAAAGCGAACUACAUAUGGAGGAGUGUCUGGGACAGCAAUCAGACCUAUUGCUUUGAGAGCUGUGACCUCCAUUGCUCGUGCUCUGCCUGGAUUUCCCAUUUUGGCUACUGGUGGAAUUGACUCUGCUGAAAGUGGUCUUCAGUUUCUCCAUAGUGGUGCUUCAGUCCUCCAGGUAUGCAGUGCCAUUCAGAAUCAGGAUUUCACUGUGAUUGAAGACUACUGCACUGGCCUCAAAGCCCUGCUUUAUCUGAAAAGCAUUGAAGAACUACAAGACUGGGAUGGACAGAGUCCAGCUACUGUGAGUCACCAGAAAGGGAAACCAGUUCCACGUAUAGCUGAACUCAUGGACAAGAAACUGCCAAGUUUUGGACCUUAUCUUGAACAGCGCAAGAAAAUCAUAGCAGAAAACAAGAUUAGACUGAAAGAACAAAAUGUAGCUUUUUCACCACUUAAGAGAAACUGUUUUAUCCCCAAAUGGCCUGUUCCAACCAUCAAGACAGUAUUGUUUCCAGGCAGUCAUAAUGAGAAAAAAAGGAGGUGUUAUUGGAUGGCAUUCUCUCUGAAAUCAUCAUCACUAAAAUGUACUUUGCAGUUACUGAAAUUCAUUAUUUUGUAUUUGAUGACACUCUACUCCUACAUUGCCAUUUUCUGUUUGAAACAUCAGCUGAAAAGCUUGCUUUUAUGUGCUCUCGAGUAGACCUCACUGAAAUUCAUCUUUAGCAGUCAACUGGAGAUUGGAACCCUUAAAAAUUCCCUCUACCUAUGAAGAAAAAAAAAAAAUGUGUCUCAUGCUAAAAACAGUGGAGUUUAGACUUGGUGUUCCAAGCAAUACAGAGUUCUGCAAGAGCAAAGGGAGUGGCUGACCACAAAGCCUACCAACACUUCAAUGCCAUCAUUCUAAAUAAAAUGAACACUUGGGACAUUUAACAGCAUAAAAACCCCAAAUCAUCUCUUGAGUUCAUGUUAAAUUAUUUUUGUGCUACUAAAAGUAUGAACUGAACAAACUGAACACUGAUGGAAUGUGAAGGCCAGAACCUACAACCCUUCAUGAGCCUUUUUCCCCCAUCUGUGGCUAUGACUACUAUAUGAUUUGGAGAUAUAGUGUGUCUGGAGUUGGUUCCUGCCUGUGGGUUCAUGGUCUCUCUGACCUCGAGAAUGAAGCUGCGGACCUUCGUGAUGAGUGUUAUAGCUCUUAAAGUUGGCACGGACCCAAAGAGUGAGCAACAGCAAGAUUUAUACUGAAGAGCAAAAGAACAAAGCUUCCACAGCAUGGAAAGGGACCCGAGCAGGUUGCCACAGCUGGUUGGAGUGGCCAGCUUUUAUUCCCUUAUUGUCCCCUCCCGUGUUCUGUUUUUGUCCUAUCAGAGUGCUGUCUUUUCAAUCCUCCCUACGAUUGGCUACUUUUAGGAUCCUGCUGAUUGGUGCGUUUUACAGAGCACAGAUUGGUGCAUUUUACAUAGCCCUGAUUGGUACGUUUUUACAGAGUGCUGAUUGGUGCAUUUUACAAUCCUAGCUACAGAGUGCUGAUUGGUGCAUUUUACAAUCCUCUUGUAAGAAAAGUUCUCCAAGUCCCCACUCAACCCAGGAAGUCCAGUUGACUUCACCUCUCAAUAGGAAUUCUCCCAGCUUUCUCUUCUUAAUCAAUUUGAAUUAAAUGUACGAUCUCCAUCUCUAGGCAUCUUUUCCUUAGGUGUAAAAAUUUCUGAAGGAAGAUAUUAUUUAUAUUUGAAAUAAAAGAAGUGCAAGAUGAUUAUGAAAGCAUUUUGACCUUUUCUAGCCCUCAAAUCUUUCAGGGAUUAUAUUUUAAAUACCGAUAACCUAGACAAAAAAAACAAAACAGAACAAACAAAAAAUCUACUGUGGUUGAAUGAAAGCUUGUAGAUCAUUGAUCAAACAAAAUCAAACUCAGAAUUAAAUAAACCAAAGAAAUGUGAAGUCUUGGAUGUAGAUAAAGAUUUCAGAAGUAUCAAAGAGAGAUAAGGCAUCUUAUUAAAAAUAGUGCAAGCUUAUGUUCCUCUCCUAAGGUUUCUUACUUUAGAGGUUAUCCAGAAUGGAAUUUCCUUGGUGUUACAUGUUACACAAGCCUCAAGACAUUGUAGCUACCAUCUUACCAGCAUCUUAGACCUUAUCAGUGUCAACAUCUUAAUGGGCAGCUCUGGUAGAUUUUCUUAAUGUCUGGUGAAUUUUCCACUACCUUGGCCUUCUCCCCAGAAUGUCCACACUCAUUCCACCUGUUGUCAUUUCUAGGCAGAUGCUGUGCCCUGUCAAAAAACAAAAUAGUGAAUGAUAGUGGUGAGGUUUUGGGGGAAGGGAGCAUUUUCAGUUUUCAUAAAUGCAGAU